Spirodela intermedia is the source of this 1442-nucleotide messenger RNA. Lineage: Eukaryota; Viridiplantae; Streptophyta; Magnoliopsida; Alismatales; Araceae. The record is from the annotation of a GenBank genome assembly.
AUGACAAAGAUUCUAAGUUUAUAUCUCACUUUUGCUGAAGUCUUUGGAAAAGAUUUAGCACAUUUUAAAAAUUCAAUGGUAUUAGCCACUUAUAAAUUGACGAAAAAACAAAAGUUGUGAAUAAAACUAUUAACAAUUUGAUUUAUUAUAUUUUAAGAGAGAAACCAAAAUAAUAAAUUAUACUUUCACUCAAAUAGAAUUUACUUAUGAUUUGAUGAUUAAUCAUUUAACUAACUAAUCUUUAUUUUCCUGUAAGAACUUUAUUAGAACUAUUAUAAAUAUUGAGACUAGUUAAAACUAACAUUAUCAUAAAUAAUAUAGUAGAUUAUAUUAAAAAAAUCAUAAAAGUUUGAUAAACAUUCUCACAAUCAAUUAGGAGAAAUAUACAACAACAAUAAAAAGGAAAAUAAGAAAGAAUAUGUUUAAAGUUAAAAAUAAAGUUAUAAUAUACCUUAUAAAAAAAUGAUUCCCAAUAAGUAACUACAACAAGUUAAAACCAAAGAAAUAUAGACCACACAAAUUCUACAAAAGAUUAAUGACAAUUCAUACCUUAUCAAGCUCCCACUAAAUAUGACUAUUUCACUCACAUUCAAUGUCAAUGACAUAUAUGAGGUUUAUGAUAAUUUAAAUGAUGACUCAAAGAUGAGUUUUUUUGAAGUAAUAGAGACUAAUGUAGCCCAACACACAAGUUGAAUUCACAACUUCAAAUUUAGUACUAAUUAUCUUAAAUUUAAGCCAUCAAGUAAAGAGUUUUGAAAAAUAGCCAACAUAUGUCACAAGUGGUCUAGAGGUUUGAAAGUAAUAUUUUAUUCCUUACUUUAUGUCUUUUCACUUCUAAAAAGUAUUUUAUAUCCAUCACAAGUGAUUUAGAGGUUUGAAAGUAACAUUUUAUUCCUUACUUUAUGUCUUUUCAUUUCUAAAAAGUAUUAUAUGUAUAUUUCUUUUUAUAAAUAUAUUUAAAUAGUGUUUAGAAUAUGUACAUAACAUAUAUUUAAAAUAUCUAACUAUCAAAAAUUGCACCUAAGAUCUAUUCAAGAUCUUCGACUGUAAUGGACUCUUUAAAGUUAGUCUAAAAUCUGUCAAGAAGAUUUGUCUAAAGUCUCAACCUCUCAAAAUUUAUUUUGGGUCAUUUUAGAAUUAGUUAGACUAUGUCCCCAAAAUUUAUAUAGGAUCCUCUCUUUGAGAGUGUCCCACCUUCUUUCUAGGCCUAUAUAAAGGCCCCCAUUGUAAUAUGAGGUUAACACUAUUUAAGUUGAAUCCAUUUUCUCUACUAUGAGAAUCUUUCUUUUUUGCUUAUAGAUUCAAGGGUUAAAGAAUUAAAAUUUAUGGAUUUAGAGCUUGGUUUAUUCUCCAAGAUUAGAGCUUUUUGGAUUCAAGCCCCAUGUCUUAUUUAUCCUCUACAGUAUUAUUGUGUCAUGUUAGGUGAUAAAAAUUCAGGAUAA